This is a messenger RNA of Rotaria sp. Silwood1, 3138 nucleotides long. NCBI's taxonomy places the organism in Eukaryota, Metazoa, Rotifera, Eurotatoria, Philodinida, Philodinidae. The record is from the annotation of a GenBank genome assembly.
AUGGCAAAGAAGAAAAAAUCUACUGCUGUCUAUCAUCAUGUAUCUGCUGAUGAAGCUGGACGUGAAUUCGGUAUUUCUCUUCUACAAUUAAAAACAUUAAUGGAAACACGAGGUCAAGAAGGUAUUAGAGAGCUCAAUGAAACAUAUGGUGGUAUUGAUGGCCUUGGACAAAGGCUCAAAACAAAUUUAAUAACUGGUUUAUCUAAUGAUGAAACUGAUUUAGCCAUACGUAUAACUGCAUUUGGUCGUAAUGAAAUUCCACGAAAAUCACCAAAAACAUUUCUUCGUCUUAUAUUUGAUGCUCUAAAAGAUCGUACACUUGUUAUACUUAUUAUACUUGGUAUCAUUUCAUUAACUUCAUCAAUUUAUCAUCCAAGUAAAAAAACAUAUGAAACUAAAAUAAAACAAAAGAGAAUAAAUGUUGAAUGGAUUGAAGGUGCAAUAAUUAUUGUUGCCGUAUUAGUUGUUGUUCUAGUAAUAGCAUUUAAGAAUUGGUUGCGAGAACGACGCUUUUAUGAUUCUCAAUCAAAAAUUGAACUUGAUCAAAAAUUUAAUGUUAUUAGAGAUAAUAUAAUACGACAAAUUCCAAUAAAAGAUAUUGUCGUUGGUGAUAUAUGUCAAAUUAAAUCUGGAGAUUUAUUACCAGUUGAUGGUAUUGUUGUACAAUCAAAUGAACUUAAAGUUGAUGAAUCAUCAUUAACUGGAGAACCAGAUUUAAUCCGAAAACAUGAAUCAAGAGAUCCAUUUCUUCUUACAGGUACACAAAUUAUGGAAGGUAGUGGUUCAAUGUUAGUUUUAGUUGUUGGUGAACAUAGUCAAACUGGAAUGAUAUUUAAAUUAUUAGGCACAACAACAGAAGAAAGCAGUGGAAAGAACAUGAACUUCGAAAAUAAAAAUCAGAAACAUUCAAUUUUACAAGCAAAAUUAAGAAAAUUAGCUUGUCAAAUUAAAUAUGCAGGCAUAGCGAUUGCUGUUUUAACUGUAUUUGUUCUACUAGUUCGAUCUUUAAUCGAGAUAUUUGCACAAGGACAUGAAUGGAGUUAUAAAUAUUGGAGUGGAGUUCUACGAUACGUCAUUACUUUUAUAAUAAUAUAUGUCUUUGUUGUACCUAAAUGUUUACUAUUGAUUGUAACACAAUCAUUAGAAUAUGCAGUUAAAAAAAUAAUGAAAGAUAAUAUUAUUUUACGUCAUUUGGAUGCAUGUGAAACAAUGGGUUAUGUAACGUCAAUAUGUUGUGAUAAAACAGGAGUAUUAACAACAAAUCGUAUGACUGUUGUACAAGUCUAUGUUGGUGAAAAACAUUGGAAAAAUGUUGCAAAUUCAGUUAAAACUGAAAAAAUGACUAUACCAGUUAAUACAAAAGAAAUUAUAGUUGAAGGUAUAUCUGUUAAUACUAGUUAUUCAUCAAAAUUAUUAUUGCCAUCAGAAAAAGAAAUAUUAUCAAAACAUAUUGGAAAUAAAACUGAAUGUGGUUUAUUAGAUUUUGUUGGUGUUCUUGAUGGAAAUUAUGAUGAAAUACGUACAUAUUAUCCAGAAGAUCGAUUUAUUCAUAUUUAUCCAUUUAAUUCAAUACGAAAAAAUAUGUCAACAAUUAUUCGACGAUCUAAUUCAACAAUACGUAUGUAUACAAAAGGUGCAUCAGAAAUUGUUUUAAAAAAAUGUAAAACAAUAUUAAAUCAGAAUGGAGAUAUUGUACCAUUUUCAAGUGUUGAUUAUGAUCGUCUUAUACAAACAGUUAUUGAACCAAUGGCAUCUGAUGGUUUACGUACAAUAUGUUUAGCAUAUAGAGAUUUUUCAUUAGAUAGAUUACCUGAUUGGGAUGAUGAAACUAGCAUUAUAGAUCAAUUAACAUGUAUUUGUAUAUGUGGUAUUGAAGAUCCUAUACGAUUGGAAGUACCUGAUACUAUAGCUAAAUGUCGAAAUGCUGGUAUAAUAGUACGAAUGUUUACAGGAGAUAAUGUUAAUACAGCUCAAUCGAUUGCAAUUAAAUGUGGAAUUAUUAAACCUAAUGAUAGUUUUUUAGUACUCGAAGGAGAAGAAUAUAAUAGACGUAUAAAAUCAGAAUUAGAUGAAAAGGUUGAACAAAAUUUACUUGAUAAAGUUUGGCCACAUUUACGUGUAUUAGCUCGUGCAUCACCACAAGAUAAAUAUGAACUUGUGAAAGGUAUAAUUGCAUCAAAAAUUAAUCCAAUAGGUGAAGUUGUUGCUGUUAUCGGUGAUGGAACAAAUGAUGGUCCUGCUUUGAAAAGAGCUGAUGUCGGUUGUGUUAUGGGUAGAGAAGGUACUGAUGUAGCAAAAGAAGCAUCAGAUAUAAUUCUUGUUGAUGAUAAUUUGAAUUCAAUUGUCAAAAUUAUUAUGUGGGGUCGUUAUGUUUAUCAUUCAGUAGCAAAAUCUCUUCAAUUUCAAUUAACUGUUAAUAUUGUGAUUGUCUUAUGUGCUUUUAUUGGAGCAUGUAUUGUAAAAGAAUCUCCAUUACGUGGUAUACAAAUCUUAUGGAUUUAUUUAACUAUGAAUAUAUUAGCAACAUUAGCAUUUGCUUUUGAAAUGCCAACCGAAGAAUUAUUAACACAUAAACCUUAUGGACGUACACCACCAUUAAUAUCUCGCAUAAUGAUGAAAAAUAUUAUUGGUCAUGCUAUUUAUCAAUUAGCUGUAAUGUUUUUUAUUUUAUUUGUUGGACCUAAAGUAUUUUAUAUUGAUGAUGGUCGUCCAAAUGGUAGUAUAUUUAAACCAUCUGAACAUUUUACAAUGAUAUUUAAUGUAUUUGUCUUAAUGACUUUAUUUAAUGAAAUAAACUGUCGAAAAAUUCAUGGCGAAAAAAAUGUUUUUCGUGAAAUAUCGAAAACUCCACUUUUUUAUGGUAUAUGGAUUGUUACAUUUGUUUUACAAGUUGCUCUUGUUCAAUAUGGUUCAGUCAUAUUUUUUUGUGUUAGAUUAACAUUUAAACAAUGGAUGUGGUGUCUUAUUUUUGGUGUUACAGUUCUUCUAUGGAAUCAAAUUCUUAAUUUGAUCCCAGUAUCAUGUCAUACGUCGAAACGGGAUGGACGUGAUGUUUAUGAACUAACAUCAUCUGUUGACUUAGAUCCAGAAGAACAGUCAAGACGACGAGUAAGUCUAACAAAGGAACAAACACUUUGA